Messenger RNA from Trichomycterus rosablanca, 2967 nucleotides. It is a transcript of the gene plod2, whose product is annotated as procollagen-lysine, 2-oxoglutarate 5-dioxygenase 2. The coding region runs from base 1 to 2253 and encodes 750 amino acids. Gene Ontology annotation, biological process: peptidyl-lysine hydroxylation. Lineage: Eukaryota; Metazoa; Chordata; Actinopteri; Siluriformes; Trichomycteridae. Gene Ontology annotation, molecular function: iron ion binding; L-ascorbic acid binding; procollagen-lysine 5-dioxygenase activity. Gene Ontology annotation, cellular component: endoplasmic reticulum. The record is from RefSeq and is a predicted model, not a curated record. The transcript is spliced from 20 exons.
AUGGUGCUUCUCCGUGGGGUUCCUGUGUUUAUCCUGGCAACGCUGCUGCACUGGACUCAUGGCAUCCGCGACCCAAUUCCUACAGAAAAGCUUCUUGUCCUUACUGUGGCCACACAAGAGACUGAUGGCUUCCUUCGAUUCAUGCAGUCAGCAAAUUAUUUCAAAUAUUCUGUAAAGGUGUUGGGGAUGGGUGAAGAAUGGAAAGGAGGAGAUGUGGGAAACUCGAUUGGUGGAGGACAGAAAGUCAGACUCCUCAAGGAGUCUAUGGAGGCUCUGGGUGACCAAGAGGACCUGGUGAUCCUCUUUGUGGACAGUUAUGACCUUGUCUUUGCUGGAAGCCCAGAAGAGAUUCUGAGAAAGUUCCAGCAGACCAAUCAUAAGGUGGUUUUUGCUGCAGAGGGUGUGAUCUGGCCAGAUGCACACCUGGCAGAGAAGUACCCAUAUGUCCCCAGUGGAAAACGCUUCCUCAACUCUGGAGGCUUUAUGGGCUAUGCCUCGUACAUACAUAAAAUGGUGAUGCAGUGGCAGCUACACGACAACGAUGACGACCAGCUCUUUUACACCAAAAUCUACUUGGAUCCGCUAAAGAGGGAAAGUCUUAAUAUGACUUUGGACCACAAGUGCCAGAUAUUUCAGAAUCUAAAUGGAGCAGUGGAUGAAGUUUUGCUGAAAUUCGGUACAGAGCGGGUUCGAAUCAGGAACACCAUCUAUGACAGCCUUCCAGUGGUCAUCCAUGGAAAUAUAAACACUAAAAUUUACUUGAACUACUUGGCUAAUUAUGUCCCAAAUGCCUGGACCUAUGAGCGAGGCUGUACUAUUUGUGACCAAGACAUGUUGGAUUUGUCUCAACUCCCGGAAUAUCCCAGAGUGACAAUUGGAGUGUUUAUCGAGCAGCCCACCCCCUUUCUGCCGGAGUUUCUCCAGCGGAUCCUAGGACUGGAUUAUCCCAAAGAUAAAGUGGAUUUGUUCUUUCACAACAAUGAGGUUUACCAUGAGAAGCACUUGCAGGCUUUUUGGGAGAAGAACAAGGAUGUAUUUCACGGUUUUAAAGUUGUCGGUCCUGAAGAGAACUUGAGCCAAGGAGAAGCAAGAAACUUGGGCAUGGAUCAGUGUCGGAGGAAUCCUGAGUGUGGGUACUACUUCAGCAUAGACGCUGAUGUCAUGCUAACCAACAGACAGACACUAAAGCUACUCAUAGAGCAAAACAGAAAAAUAAUUGGCCCUCUGGUCACCCGUCAUGGCAAACUGUGGUCCAACUUCUGGGGCGCUCUAAGCUUGGAUGGGUAUUAUGCACGAUCUGAGGACUACAUCGACAUUGUACAGGGAAAGUGUGUCGGGGUGUGGAACAUUCCCUACAUGGCACAUGUUUACCUUGUAAAGGGUGAGGUUUUGAGAAACGAGCUGAAGGAGAGGAACGUUUUUGUCCUUGAGAGGCUGGACCCUGACAUGGCGCUGUGUAGAAACUCCCGGGAGCUGACAAUACACAGAGAAAAAGACUCUCCUUCACCGGAAUCAUUCCAUAUGCUCAGGCCUCCAAAGGGAGUUUUUAUGUACAUUACAAACCGCCAUGAGUUUGGGAGGCUUAUAUCUACAGCCAACUACAACACAUCCCACUUGAACAAUGACCUUUGGCAAAUAUUUGAGAACCCAGUGGACUGGAGAGAGAAGUAUAUCCACCGCAACUACACCCGGAUCUUCACAGAGAACAAUCUGGAACAGCCCUGUCCAGAUGUCUUCUGGUUUCCUGUCCUGUCUGAGCAAGCCUGUGAUGAGCUGGUAGAGGAGAUGGAGAACUUUGGUACUUGGUCGGGUGGAAAACAUGAUGACAAACGCAUUACUGGGGGCUAUGAGAGUGUCCCCACUGACGACAUCCACAUGACGCAGAUCGAAUACGAAAAGGAAUGGCUGCACUUCAUCCGAGAGUUCAUCUCACCCGUCACGCUGAAAGUUUUCUCUGGAUAUUACACCAGGGCUUAUGCUAUUAUGAACUUUGUGGUAAAGUACACUCCAGACAGACAGGCAUAUCUGAAACCCCACCAUGACUCCUCCACCUUUACCAUAAACAUAGCCCUUAAUCACAAAGGACAAGACUUUCAGGGUGGGGGCUGCAGAUUCCACAGGUAUAACUGCUCUAUAGAGUCUCCAAGGAAAGGCUGGAGUUUUAUGCAUCCUGGUAGACUGACCCAUCUUCAUGAAGGACUACCCACCACCCAUGGCACCCGCUACAUUGCAGUGUCCUUUAUUGACCCUUAACCUUCCUGUCUGACUGGGACGUGUGUUUGUGUGUCUGUGAGCCCGUAUUGUUGACACUUGGAUUUUGAAUUUUCUAAAAAAAGUUUGGAUUGACAUUUUCUCAUGGAUUUUACUGCUGUGAGAAAAGCAAAAGUUCAACAGAGACCAAAGGGAAAAAGGUGCUGGGGGAAAAAAUGAUUUACUUUCCUCCACAUCAUUUUUUGAAAAUAGUUUUGUUUAGAUUUUCCAGGAGCAAAAAAAAAAAAGAAUAAAAAAGAAAAAAACCCUGCUGAUGAGUUCAUGCUGUUUAUAAGGCAGUCAUUUCUUCUUUCUAUAAUUUAUUGCACAUCAUAGAUCAGAAAAUGACAACAGAAUUUUAUUGUAAUUAUGGUUCCUCAUCAAACUUUAGUUUGAAAGAUUUUUACUUGAAGUUCUGGUUUUCUAAAUGAGCUACUUGAGCUUAGUUGUAUUAAAAUUCUUAUGUCAAAUAAUAUUCACCAUUAAAAUGGUACCAGGAAUAAGACUGAGCUUGGGGUCUAAAAACUAGUCCAAGUUUAGUACUGUAAACCUAAGCUGAAAAUACAGUUGAUUUUAUAGUUCAGUUUAUGUAACCAUGGUUUUGUAGAUAUUGGGCAUCUCACUGAAAGUUUCACUGAAAGUUUUUCCUUGUAAUAAAAUGUUGAGCCUCAGCCACAUUCAUCGGUUUUAACUUAUUUGAAAAUGUAAAAAAAUGAA